UGGCUUUGAGUCUCCUGCUAGCUGAUUUAUUUAGUCAGCUAUUAUCUUAGAUUUAUUGAUAAACACUCAGUGUUGUUUGAAUAGGUAUAUAAAAUCAAGUUGAAGCUCUCAAGACCAGCUUUUCAAGUUUGAAGCUUCUUAUAUAAUAAGCUCCUGUGCUUAUAGACCAUGCAGUGUGAACCUAGCGUUGACUCUGAGAAGAUGGCCCUAGCGACCUUGACUGUGUGCCUUUUGGCCGCUAUUCAUGUUGUAGUCUCGGUGGAGGCCCCGAAGGCAGGACUUAACGACGGUAACAUGAUUCCAACUCUCGCUCUUGGCACGUAUUCCACAAAUGAAUCGGAUCGAGCCAACAUGCGACAGACUAUAAUCGACGCUAUAGAAGCCGGUUACAGGCACAUUGACACAGCGUCCCUUUACAAAAACGAGGAGGAGAUAGGACAGGGCAUCGCUGACGUCAUCAAGAAGGGCCUCGUCAAGAGAGAGGACUUGUUUAUCACCACUAAGCUGUGGAAUGAUAAGCAUGCGUUUGACCAAGUAGUGCCGGCUUUGAAGGAAUCCCUGAAGAGGCUGGGCUUGGACUAUGUUGACUUGUACCUCAUACACACCCCCGGCGCACAGAAAGCCGACGGUACCUUCGACAAUAUUGACUACUUGGACACCUGGCGAGGCAUGCAGGAAGCCAAGAAGCAGGGCCUAGCCAAGUCCAUCGGCGUCUCCAACUUCAACAGCGCACAGAUCCAGAGGAUCAUUGACAAUUCCGAAAUCGUGCCGGCUGUCAACGAAAUUGAGGUCCACCCGGCGUUGACUCAGGAGCGCUUGAUCUCCUUCUGCCAAGACAAAGGCAUCACAGUGAUGGCGUACAGUCCGUUCGGGUUCAUGGUCGCCAGGGACGUCCAGGACGCGCCCCCACCGAGGAUCGACGAGCCGGUCCUCGUCGACAUCGGCAAGAAGUACGGCAAGAGCACCAGCCAAGUUGUUCUCAGAUAUUUGAUCGACAGAGGAACUAUUCCCAUUCCAAAAUCGACCAACAAGAGCCGCUUGCAACAAAACAUCGACGUUUUCGACUUCAAAUUGACGCCAGAAGAGAUUGUCACCAUUAGCAAAUUCAACCAGAACCGACGUGUUUUAGACAACAGUGAUUGGAAAGACCAUCCCUACUACCCCUUCAACAUGGAUUAAAUUUUGGCCUAGUUUUAGGUUUUUGUCUGUGGGGCUUGUUGGUUUCUUAUUCAGCUUGAACUGAAGCAGCAGAAACAAAUAUUCAAAUUAAAUUACUCUCAAUAGUUAAAUGAAAUGUAAAAAGGGCCAAGUCAUAUUAGCCACAGCUAGCAGUCCACUGCUGGAUCUUCCUAAGAAUGAAACAUAGACCGAUUGCAAGCAGCUUUUGAGUAAUUUUGGCCAAUAUAUUCGAUCUCAUGAGCCAAUAUUUAGGCAAAUGUCUGAUUUAAAUAUUUUCGUCGCCAGCACCCCGCAGUAUUUUGGAUAUAUACGACGAAGUAUGUAUUCGUAUCUUUGUAGGUACCAUAGAUUAAAUGUUCGAAUUUUGUCGAUGCAAUAAUUUAUAUAAUGUACCUACAAGAUACAAAGGUGAAUAAAAAUAUUAUUCCUAAAUAA
Plodia interpunctella (Indianmeal moth) is the source of this 1614-nucleotide messenger RNA. Its product is annotated as aldo-keto reductase AKR2E4-like. Lineage: Eukaryota; Metazoa; Arthropoda; Insecta; Lepidoptera; Pyralidae. Gene Ontology annotation, cellular component: cytosol. The transcript has 7 exons. The record is from RefSeq and is a predicted model, not a curated record. Bases 169 to 1179 code for a protein of 336 amino acids. Gene Ontology annotation, molecular function: aldose reductase (NADPH) activity.